This is a messenger RNA of Macroventuria anomochaeta, 9000 nucleotides long. RefSeq lists its product as uncharacterized. NCBI's taxonomy places the organism in Eukaryota, Fungi, Ascomycota, Dothideomycetes, Pleosporales, Didymellaceae. The transcript has 3 exons. The record is from RefSeq and is a predicted model, not a curated record. Bases 1 to 9000 code for a protein of 2999 amino acids.
AUGGCCCUGCCCACGCUCCAGUUCCUGGCGGGGCUCCUGCUCCUGCUGUACCUGCUGAGCUUCGUGCUCUUCGCCUUCAUCCGCGUCGUCACCGGCGUCUCCAUACAACGACUGGGCUACUCGGGCCUGCGCCGCAUUGCAUUCACGCCCAAGGAUGGCCUGCGCAUCGAGAUCCGUGGCCUUGGCUUCUCCCUCCACCGCCCCACAUUCGCCCAGCCGACGUGGGUCAGCAUCGUGUUGACCGAGCUCAAGGUCACGGUCGACCUGAAGGCGCUGGGCGAGAAGCCAAAGCGGAAGACUGGAUGGACGAAUUGGUCGAAUGGCUCUGCGCAGAAGAACACGAGCGGGACCAACACGCCCGAGGUGGCGGUCAAGGAUGAGGACACAGGUGGCAGCGAGGAGCACAGGCGGAGUCUGACGUGGAAGCGGUUGACGGACAUGAAGGAGAAGAUCAAACGGCUGCACAGGCAGAUUAACUACAUCUGCAUGGUAGACCUGCUGGCCUACUCCACGACGUGUGUGGUCCUCGACGUUGGGUCUGUGCAGGUGGGCAACCUGUCGCUCGCUGUCGAUACUAGGCGCAAAACAGUGGACCGCAGCCGCCUCUUCAACCACCACAAGCUCAAGUCGAGCCAAGAGCAACGGCCCGCCGAGUGGCACCUCACACUGCGCAGUGUCCUCUUCACACCAGAGGGGGGCGAGUCGACCGAGGUGCUCGAUCACUGCACACUGAACAUUCAUGGCUUUCUCAAGAAAGAGCUGGAAGGUCUGCGAGAUGCGUCAAUCGCUCUCAAGCUGGGGCGUCUGAGCAUUCCCUACGACGACGUCAAGCUGUGUGUGGAGCGCGCCAAGAAGUGCAGGCCAGCGUCGACACAGAAGGAGAAAGACGUCAAGACCAGGCACCUGGUCGUCUCCCUCACUGACGUUAUGGAAGAGCUCGAUCAUCCCGGAAGUCGAGAGCAGGGCAUUGUCCAGACCGUAUCCGACUCGAGAGAGUUUGCCAGCUCUAUCUUGCGCGGCAUCCACGAGUUCCAAUUCGCCAUCAGCUUCGUUGGUCUCACCAAGCAGAUCAGGGCCAGUCGCAAGAACGAGCCAGAGGUCUACCUCAACGUGGCGAUGAAGGAGGUUGGCAUGGACCUGCUACGACUGGACCCACGAAGUCCCGCGCAUCUCAUGUACUUCUCGCCGAACGAUAUAGCACACCAGGCCCUACUCGCUGCGAUCUCCAUCUCCGUCGGUAUCGACGACGGCUCCGGCCACCCAGAGCGUCUUCUCUACGUUCCGAUGGCUACGACUACGCUAAACACGACCCUCCCUUCAAAGACCAUUCAGUUCUCGAGCGACAAGGAUAGCGUCGAGCGCAACACCAACAUUCUUUUCGCUAAUCUCGUCAUUACUUCACCAUCGCUGGAUCUGGAUCCCAAGCACCUACCAUUACUAUUGUCUAUGUUUAACAGCUACGAAUCGCGCAAGAAGCCUCAGAAGACCCGGAACAGCAAGCGAUACCUUAUCCGUCGAUUGUUGCCCAAGGCGAACAUCAAGAUCUCCAUCCACGAACCUGUCAUAAGAGUGACAUUGCCGCCAAUGGACCCCGAACGGCGAGGGACCGAUGAGUUUGAUCUGCUGAUCUCGGCCUCCUCGUCUUUGUCGCUAGAUGUCGAGUCGUCACAUGCCGCCGAUGGCGAGCUUCACUAUGCGCUGCUCUCGACCUUCCGCAUGAACGCACAGCAACUGUACUACCAGACUGCGUCGAUCGAGAAGCAUAGCCUGCUUCUGACAGAUUACCUAGAGUUCAAGAUGCAACUCAGUGCUUCGCCAGACGUCACAGUCGAACUUCGUGGCAUGGCGCAGACCUUCUCUUUCUAUCUCGUUCGACCAGAGAUCAGCGAGGGACUACGACAGAUCGUGACGCAUCUCCAGAAAGACAGGCGUAAGAAGCGGGGCGCACCUAAGAAGAAGGGUCUCAGCUUCCUUCGCAAGUUACCUCCAUGGCUUGCAUGCAUACAUCUGCAAGGCUCAGACUUCAACAUUGAAGUUGCCGGUGUCGACGAGGGCGUGUCGAAGCACAGUCGUGGAGCAGCGGUACACCUCGAAUCGUGGACAGCCGAAUACAAGCACAGCCGGGAUGACGAAAGCGAUCUUAAGCCGGUCCGUCGUCGCGCACCUAGUCGAACAAUCAAUCGAGACGAGCACCUGAUGCGGCCACCUACAUCUCCAUCACCGAAGUCGCCUAACAAGCCUUUAGGCGACGCGACAGAUGGUAGACGACUCGCCCUUCACUUCGCUGGAUUGGAAGGCUUUGUCAUUGAAGCUGCCGAUCAAUGGGAGCAGGAUCCUUCCCUGUCAUUACCGCGCAUGGAAGUGGCGUUCAGUACGACGUCCGACAAGCAAGGACCAAUCUUCCACAUUCACUCGUUCUCCCAGCGCUUGUACCUACGAUACUCGUUAUACCGACAUUUCGCAAUGGGCAUGGCUAUGCAGGUCCUGCGGCAGUCGUUCGUCGUGCCGCAAGAACCCGUACCUUUGGACGAACCGAUGUCGCCGAUGUCGCCAGUUCUAUCGCCUACGCAUCUCGCGGUGCCAUCGAUUGACGGCGACAUGUUCGGUCCCAUGGGCAGCGCGAGUCCUGAGAUCGUCACUGUGGAUUUCAAGGCCCAAUUCAUCCAGAUCAAGGCAGACAUGCCAUCUGAUCCACCGCUAAUGUUGCAGAUAUAUGGUGUGGAUGCUGGGCAGCAUAGGUGGCAGCCCCCGUUUCUGCGAUCACGUCUUGUCAGGCUGUAUGCCGAGAACCCUAACGUCAAACGCGUGUGGAGCCGCAUAGUGAGCGUCAAGUCACUGCGAUUAGACUAUAGGCAGACGAAACGUCGAUACGGCCAUACGGUCACCGAUGACAAGUCGAUCGACGUCGCUACGGACGCUAUCAGAAUUGCCGUACCGCAUCAGCUGGUCGUACACAAGAUCUUUGACAAUAUCACGAAUAUCACAAAGGUGGCAAAGCAGAUGCAUCACCGCUUCAAGACAGGCACGAACGAGUACGUACUAGACAAGGAACCAGAAGGCCCCAAACAUGUGCCGAAGAUCUCGUUGCGCAGUCGCGCUGUCCUGUUCGAGCUCGAAGACAGCUCUUUCGAAUGGAAGCUCGGCACCAUCUACCGCAUUGGUCUUAUGGAGCAGAAGCAGCGGCUCGCACGAGAGCAAGCAUUCGAGCUCAAGGUCAAGAAGCUGCAGCAACAAGACGAGCUUCGAAGCGGUGGCUCUCGAUACCGCGCCAGAUCCGCCCACAAUGGGCAUCAUGGUCAUCGGGGUCGAAACAAAUCUAAGAACAGGGAAGGUGGACAUCGCAGGUUCCACCGCCGGACCAAGAGCGCAGACUCGAUCGACCAAGGUUCACUUGAUGGUGAUCGACCUAUGCGAUACAACAAAGACGGCUUCAGUGGCCUCAGCGGUUCUAGCCAGACGUCUGUCGAAGUUGCUCGCGAGAAGUUGAAGGUUCUCAACGCUCAGACCUGGAGGAAGCGUAUUGACCACGCACUCGCAACCCAAAACCGCUCGAUGCACGACAUCCGUUCUAUGUUCUGGGGUCUGGAUGAGCUGCCGGACGAUGUCGAGCAGAAAGAGACCAUCCUCACUAUUCCUCAACGUCCCGCGCUUAUGGCGUUCGCUGUCAGUGAUCUCGACAUCACUAUCGAUAAACCUUCUUUCCCCAUGUCAGAGUACCCCAAGUUCCUCCAGCGUGUGGGCAAGGGCAUGCCGACUGACAUGCAGUACUCGCUGCUGAUUCCCAUGCACGUCCAAAUCAACGCUGGCGAAGCCAAACUCCACCUUCGAGACUAUCCAUUGCCACUCGUACACAUUCCUUCAAUAGGCAAUGUCGGAUCAUCGCGUCUGCCAAGUCUAUCAUUGAAAACGGACUUCGUGAUUGCAGAAGAGUUCAGAGAUGUCGAGUCAUCACGAGUCAGCAGGGUGGUGGUCGUGCCCAAGGAAGAGACGCUGUCCGGCGAGCUCUCAGGCGGAUUCGCGGUUGACGUGCGCCGUACAGUAGCACCUGUCAAGACUUACUCGGACAUGAACGUCGACAUCAACUCAGCGUAUCCAACACGGAUCACGUGGGGCACAUCUUACCAGCCAGCUAUUCAGGACAUGAUGCAGAUCAUCGAAAACUUCACAAAGCCUGCUGUUGACCCGUCGGAGCGUGUGGGCUUCUGGGAUAAGAUCAGGUUGACCUUCCACUCACGUAUCAACAUUUCAUGGAAGGGCGACGGUGAUGUUCACCUCAUCCUCAAGGGUUCUCGCGAUCCGUACAUGGUCACAGGCCAUGGCGCCGGUUUUGUCAUGUGCUGGCAAAACGACGUCAAGCUCACUCUGGCGGAAGACGAAGAUCCGCGCAAUUUCAUGGUCGUGAAAAGCGGAAGCUACGUCCUCGCCAUACCUGACCUUGGCCAAUACGCACGUCACGAGUCUGACGCCGAGUCCAGCCGCCCCGAGAGCGCGUCAAGUCUGUCGAGUCGCAGGCAGGCUGCUGUUUUCAAGAAGACUGUGAUGAAGCUCAACGGCAACGUGCGAUGGGGUGUCGGAUUGGUGUUUGAACGCAAUCUGGAUAGUGGUGGGAGAUCGUUUGACUUCAUUCCUCAUUACAAUGUUGCGCUCAAGAACCCGAAGUAUGCAAAGCCAUCAAAUGGAAAGGAAUACGACGCUUUUCGUGGCUUCCGCAGCCAUCAUAUCCAUAUGUCUAUCGCUAUUGCCGCACCGUACGAUCGAGAAUGGUCAGUGGCCAACCAAGACGCUUCGAAGACGUACAACAGUGUGCAUCUCACACCCCGCUUUUUUACCCACUUCUACAACUGGUGGUCCAUGUUCUCGGGCGCCAUGUCACUGCCAGUCCGCCAAGGCAAGCUGUGGCCUGGCGUAGAGAAGUCAAGCAAGAAGUUUGGCCGGCAUCUCGCAACGAUCAAGUACAAUCUGCUACUCUCGCCGUUGUACAUGAGCCACAUCUACAAGCAUAAGGAUGCUGAAGACUACGGCUCGGGCGUUGUGUCUGCCACCGGACUGAAGGCGCGUGUGGACAGCUUCAUGCUCGAUCUUCAUCAGCGUCGUGAGGAGUUCCGUACAGUCGUCCAAGCGCCCAAAGGUAAAGAGGACAGUAAGCAGAACCAAACCACUGGUAUGCGCAUCAAUCAGGUCCAGCUGGAUCUCAUCAAAACGGAUGUGCGAGCUGUAUCAGCAAGCAUAGCUGGGACUGACUCAGACGAUGUCGAAAAUGCCACGGUUGAAGAGGCUGCGAGCUUUAAUCAAGAGUACAUCAGGGCGGAUCUGUCGAAGUUCACUAUACCUGACAACGAUUGGGGUUGGGUCGAUAUGGAUGACUUUAUUGAGCUCGGGUGGAUCUUGCCAGCAGAUCGUCAUCCUGAGACGCAGAUCCUACCACUUGCUUUUGCACCUCACUUCACCUACUUCCGCCAGACAGAUCACGCCGACAAUAUCUCUGGAGACAUCCACAGAACCAGUGCGUUCGGUAAUGAGCCAACGCACCAUUGUGUCAUGUCAGCACGCAACGACCCGCGACGUAUUCAGUGCGGCCUCAUUGAACAGCGAAUCGAACGGAUCAAGAAGCAAAUUGAGCACAACCACCGCGCAAUUGGCGAACAGGAGGUCAAGGUCGUUCGUGAGCUCGAUGAGAACCAGAAGGAAGCGGAGCGCCGUCUGAACACGUUCAAGAGCCACGCAUUGUUCUUGCAACGGAAGUUGGAGUUUCUCACCUCGAUGCACGAGAGUCUUCUUGACCGACUGGCAGCUAACGAGGCGAAUGCCGUACCUGAAGGGGAGCCUGAUACUGACGAUGAGUUCUACGAAGCCAACGGCGAAGACCCAGCGAAUGACUCCGAUACCAAAGGAAUGGACUCAAAACCUAACAUUGACUAUAUCAGCGACUUCAACAACCGUUUCAUCAUCCACAAUGUACACUUAAAGUGGGGCAAUUCGUUGCGAAAUAUCAUCCUGCGCUAUAUCCAUCAAGUCAGUCAGCGUCGAGGUUUCGUGUACUACAUGUCUCGAAGAGCAGUCAAGUUCAUCCUCGAUGUUGUGGAUGAGCAGAACAAGUCACGCGGACCGUCCACAUCUUUCGAAUACGAAAGCCCUGAUAUGGAUCCGACGACACCAAAAGCGCAGAGCGACCAAGGUCUCAGCAUCGAUGAGACGAUUCAGCAGCUCCUUGUAGAUGGCAAGAAGUUCGUCGAUGCUGACGAGCUCGAGGAGGGCGACAAGAAUAAGGAAGCACAAGAGAAGCAAGAUUCGGCUGAGAAAGAUGUUAAUGCAGACUACGUGCCCCAGAACGCAUACAUCGUCCGCCUCAUCGCCCCUCAGAUCCAGCUGCAGAGUGAGCGUAACACGAAAGCUGCUGUGCUCGUAACCGCCAAGGGCAUGCAACUCAAAGUCCUGCAAAUCAUGGAUAAGGAUCGAGUCAUGGACGAGGUCUCCGGUCUAGUGCAACGCCGCUUCACUGCUGCCAUGGACAGUCUCCAGAUCUUUGUCACUAACGCUAAGAUCUUUAGUGGCAUGGACGACAUCCAUAUGUACUCUGGAAGCACAUACGGAACUCCAGCGGGCUCGGCUUGGCCGCCUUGGGUCCCAUUCGAGGUCAUGUUCGAGUUCCAUACGAAUCCUUAUGGCUUCCAGAGGGUGGUGCAGAGGACGUCAGCCAGUAUGCGAUACGACAAGUACAACACUCUGCGUCUUAAAUACAACGACGACGUGUCUGGAGACUCUGCAUCAUCGAAGAGCGCGCAGAACAUGGAGAGUAGGAUUGACCAUCUCUGGGUUGACUUUCCUCACGUCCGCGCCUUAUGCGAUUCACGACAAUACUACGCUAUGUAUGUCAUUGUAUUGGAUCUACUCUUGUACCGCGAGCCGCUUGAGAAGACGCGCAACGAGCGUCUCGAGAAGAUUAUGCUGGCUUCCGACUUCAGUGAUCUCACAGGUGCACCUAGCUUGAUUAUCGGUCUCCAGGAGCGUAUUCGACAACUUGAAGAGAUCAAGACGGUCUUCCAGGUCAACGAGAAGUACCUCGAUAAGCAGGGCUGGGAAGAUCGUGUUGAGGUGGAGAAGGACCUGGCAGUGUAUGAGGAUGAGCUGUUCUUCGUCAUGAAGGCCAUUACCACCGCACAGCGCAAGCAGGACGACCGUGCGCAAGCUAAGCAGUCGACUGGUCUUCUUCGAUGGUACAUCUCUGCAUCAGAGAUCGUGUGGCACUUGUUACGCGAAGGACAAGAGUCUCUCGCAGAGUUCCAGCUGAAGAACGUACUGUACGAUCGUACCGACAACAAUGAUGGGUCCAACUUCAACUCGUUGGAGAUCGAGGAAGCACGCGGUCUGAACCUGCUCCCGAACGCACUGUACCCGGAGAUGAUCUUGCCCUAUCUGGAGAACAACAAACAGCUGCCUGAGAACGCUAAGUGCUUGAAGGUACAGUUUGUCAUGCUCGAGGCCAUUGCCGGUAUACCCGUUAUGGAGCACUUCGAAGUCAUGCUGUACCCACUCAAGGUUCAGCUGGAGUGGGAGAUCGGCAAGAAGCUGUUCGAAUACAUCUUCCCUGCCAUCAAAGACAAGAACGCGGAGAAUGGCAACUCGUCACCCUUCAUGAUCAAGCACACACUGCCAUCCCAGGACGACGAGGACAACGAUGUUAACGGCAGCAUGACUUCGAGCGUCAACACUAGCAUGAGCAGUUCCAUAUCACAAGACGAAGCAGCCGCUGCCAUCAAGUCGCGACUGACGCCAACGUUGAAGCUACCAGAUCCGAACGACAGGGCUGCGAGCAAGGUCAAGAGUAGCCCACAAAAGAGGCCUGGCUUGAACAGCUUCCGAUCACUGUUCCGCGAUGACAAUGCAUCCCGCAGUGGAACUGAACUGCGUCGGACGCUGCAUCCUAACUCUGCAGCGACGCCGUCAGGCUCUUCACUCAACAUCCAUGGCAGGCCUGCAUCAGUCCGCUCCAACACAUCGUCUAUGACAGCAAACGAGUCCGAGCGCACCGCGAAGAAGUUCACGCUCUACCGUACCGGCACAAGCAUGACAAUGACCGACAAGCGUGCAGACAAGAAGGACAAGAAAGAGCGCCACGACGAUCUUACGCAGAUGAUGAACCGAGCAAGUAACUACAUGACACUCGCCUACGUCCGCAUCCCCUCAAUGACACUCUGCCUCUCCUACAAAGGCAAAGGCUCGCGCAACUUCGAAGACGUGCACGACCUCGUCUUCAAAAUGCCCACCCUCGAAUACCGCAACAAGACCUGGUCGAACCUCGAUCUUGCGUUACAACUGAAGAAAGACGUCAUUCGUGCGCUUAUCAGUCAUGCGGGCGCCAUCGUAGGCAACAAAUUUUCCCACCACCGCCCGUCCAAGACGCAGCAGAGCAGACUGAGACAAAUCGCAAACAGUAGCGCUAUGCUCAAUGCUUCCCCCGACCUCUCCUCCGAUGGCGCAUCAAUGCGCGACCAUUCCCCCGGCGGCUCGUCGACCGACGGUGUCCGCCGCUCCUUCACAUCCGGGCGGCAAGGGUCGUGGGUGUCCACUGUCUCCGAAGAGAGCUCUCUGCGUCCAGGCACGAGCGCCGACGAGCGUAGCACGCACGGCUCCAUUCUCGGUGGCUUGCACAGACACCACCACGAUGAUCACGGCUUGGGUAUCGAGGACGGGCGCGCCUUUGCGGACGAACUGAGUAGAGUGGAUAAUACGGAGCCCGGGCAUGCGAAUCUUAUCCAUAGUCUGAGUAAGCAUAUCACUAGUGUGACGCCUUUUGCCAAUUAUAGGGGCAGGGAUAGGGCAAAUUCGGCGGGGAAUAAUGGGAGUUUUCCAUUCUCGAGGAACGGCAGCGUGGUCGAAGAAGGGGAUCGACCGGUGACCAGCUACGGAGACGACGGGGAGCAAGGCAAGAAUAAGAAACAGAAAGCAUUGGCGGUGGGAAAGAAGUUACUUGGUAGAACGAAGACUGAGAGGUUUGAGUAA